AUCUGGUUUAAAUUACUUUAAUUGGAACCAAAGAGAUGUGGUAUCUUAAGUAACUAGGAACUUCUGUUCAUAGAUUUUCUGCGUGUAUGAGCUAGAUAGAUGGGGAUGGAGAGAUUACUGCCAUUUGCUGGAAUGGUGAUGGCGAUUCUGAUACAAGCUGGGAGUCUGGUACUAAACAAAGCCGCCAUGUCGAAAGGGGUCAACAAAUACACCAUGAUCGUCUAUGCCAACGCUCUCUCCACCCUCCUCCUUCUUCCCUUCUCCUUCGUCGUCCACAGACCAUCAGUGCGACCUCCACUUACAUUCCCUACACUGUGCAGAUUAUUCUUGCUUGGCCUGUUUGGAUGUUCAGCCCAGAUUUUUGCUUAUGUUGGUGUAGACUAUAGCUCUCCCAUGCUUGGUACUGCCAUGCUUAACCUCAUCCCUGCAUUCACUUUCUUACUUGCCAUCAUUUUCAGGAUGGAAAAUGUGUACUGGAAGAGAUCAAGUAGCCAAGCCAAAAUUCUGGGGACCAUUACAUCAAUUACAGGAGCUUUUGUUGUGACACUCUACAAAGGUCCACCAGUCUUAGAUGUUCCUAGUUCACCCACUCAAUUCUUAUUCUCUCUUAAACACUCAAACUGGAUUGCUGGAGGACUUUUUCUUGCAGCUGACGCUUUUUUCACUUCUCUGUGGUACAUUCUCCAGGCACUAACAGUUGAGAAGUACCCGGCAGUUGUCUUUAUUGUGUUUUUUCAAUGCUUAUUCACCACCAUUCUAUCUGCGGCGUUUGCUCUAAUUGCAAUCAAAGAUGCAAAUGCAUGGCAGCUAAGACUGGACAUGGGGCUCAUUGCUAUUUUAUACACCGGAAUUAUAUCAACAGUUCUUCGUUACAGCUUAGUGACAUGGUGCGUGUGGAAGGCUGGAGCUGUAUAUUGCUCUAUGUUUAAGCCGCUUGCUAUAAUUUUUGGUGUUAUCAUGGGAUUCAUAUUUUUAGGAGACUCAGUCUACCUUGGUAGUUUGGUUGGUGCAAUUAUUAUAGUUACUGGGUUUUAUGCUGUAAUGUGGGGAAAGGCCAGAGAAUUAGAGAACCUAGAUGACGAAGAUCCCUCUAGCGUUGGUGAUAACAAGCUUCCUCUACUACAGAACAAGUAGCUAGCUACGUACCCUGAACUAUAUAUUUUCGGCAGAGGUAUUUAUAGAAGUACACUGUCUUGAUGGAUACUUAACGUACAUGUAAAUGUACAUACUGUACAUGUCAUUGUGAAUAUUGAUAUAUCAAAUUCAGUGACCAAUAAAUCAAUUAUACUAAUUUAGGGUA
Molecule: messenger RNA, 1300 nt
Organism: Argentina anserina (silverweed cinquefoil)
Lineage: Eukaryota; Viridiplantae; Streptophyta; Magnoliopsida; Rosales; Rosaceae
Product: WAT1-related protein At5g40240-like
Exons: 7
Coding region: 100-1134 (344 amino acids)
Cellular component (GO): plasma membrane
Molecular function (GO): transmembrane transporter activity
Source: RefSeq, a predicted model, not a curated record